This is a messenger RNA of Hibiscus syriacus, 2273 nucleotides long. RefSeq names its product DELLA protein GAI-like. Bases 260 to 2047 code for a protein of 595 amino acids. The transcript has a single exon. Gene Ontology annotation, biological process: response to ethylene; regulation of seed dormancy process; negative regulation of gibberellic acid mediated signaling pathway. Gene Ontology annotation, molecular function: DNA-binding transcription factor activity; sequence-specific DNA binding. Lineage: Eukaryota; Viridiplantae; Streptophyta; Magnoliopsida; Malvales; Malvaceae. The record is from RefSeq and is a predicted model, not a curated record. Gene Ontology annotation, cellular component: nucleus.
UCUCUCAUUAUUACGGCCUCCGUUGUUCCUUAUCUCUUCUUCAAUCCUAGCCCCCUCCUGUUUCCUCCAUUAGACCUUCCACCAAUAUCCCCGCUUCCUUCUCUCUCCUUCUUCCAUCUUUUUUAUUUUAAAACUCGACUCUAGAUUCCAUCAAAAUCCAAACCCCAAUUCCGUAAUCACUUUGCUUUCUUCCAUGACCAAUUUCUAACCUUGGUUUCGACACCUUUUUUCAUUCGCCUUCACCACCAGCACACACAAAAUGAAGAGAGAUCACCGGGAAAUCUCCGGAGCCACUGACUACAGCAGUGGGAGUGGCUCUAGGGUCGACAGUUCAAGCAUUGGUAAUUCCGUCAAAGGAAAAUUAUGGGAAGAAGAUCAAGACGCCGGCGGCAUGGACGAGCUGUUGGCCGUUUUGGGUUACAAAGUUCGGUCUUCCGACAUGGCCGAUGUGGCUCAGAAAUUGGAAAUAUUGGAGAUGGUUAUGGGAACUGCACAAGAAGAUGGGGUUUCUCAUCUUUCUUCCGACGCCGUUCAUUACAAUCCUUCAGAUCUUUCUGGUUGGGUUCAAAGCAUGUUGACUGAGUUUAAUGGUCCACCAACCCCGAAUCUCGAUUCCGUUCUGGCGAAUUCCGAUUCCAAUUCUUCAAACCCACAACACCAGCAACCAAAUCAAUCUCGGGUUUUCAUCGAUGAUUCCGAGUACGAUCUCAGGGCAAUCCCGGGGGUUGCUGCUUAUCCACCUCCGAUAUCAUACCCGGAUCCGGAAAGUACCCGGAAACGGGUCAAAACUUCGAUGAGUUCAUCUGGAUCCGAUGGAUAUGGCUCAGGUUCAUCUUUUUCGUCACCUCAGGAGAAUGGAAUUCCAGGUGCUGUAACUGAGUCAUCAACUCGUCCCGUUUUGUUGGUUGACUCGCAGGAAACCGGGGUUCGACUCGUUCACACCUUGAUGGCUUGUGCGGAAGCUGUCCAGCAAGAUAAUCUCAAGCUCGCCGAUGCACUAGUGAAGCAUAUAGGCUUACUAGCGGCGUCUCAAACUGGUGCGAUGAGAAAAGUUGCUACUUAUUUUGCCGAAGCUUUAGCUCGCAGAAUCUACAGGAUUUUCCCGCAAGAUUCUCUCGAUCCAUCGUACACCGAUAUUCUGCAGAUGCAUUUCUAUGAAAUUUGCCCAUAUUUGAAAUUCGCUCAUUUUACAGCCAAUCAAGCUAUCCUGGAAGCUUUCGCCACGGCUAACAGGGUUCACGUUAUCGAUUUCGGAUUAAAACAGGGGAUGCAAUGGCCGGCUCUAAUGCAAGCACUUGCAUUAAGGCCUGGUGGGCCGCCGGCUUUUCGAUUGACCGGAAUCGGCCCGCCUGAGCCGGAUAACACCGAUGCUUUGCAGCAAGUAGGGUGGAAAUUAGCUCAAUUGGCGGAAACUAUUGGUAUCGAAUUCGAGUUUAGGGGUUUUGGGGCCAAUAGUUUGGCAGAUCUCGAGCCCGAAAUGCUCGAUUUACGCCCUCCCGAGGUGGAGGUAGUGGCGGUUAAUUCAGUUUUCGAGCUUCACCGCCUGCUAGCUCGGCCGGGUGGGAUCGAGAAAGUUGUUUCUUCAAUCAAAGCAAUGAAGCCCAAAAUUCUUACGGUUGUAGAACAAGAAGCUAAUCUCAACGGUCCGGUUUUCUUAGACAGGUUUACGGAGGCUCUACAUUAUUACUCAAGUCUUUUUGACUCGUUGGAAGGCUCAGGGGUGGCGCCACCGAGUCAAGACCUGGCUAUGUCCGAGUUGUAUCUAGGAAGACAGAUUUGCAACGUGGUAGCUUGCGAAGGGAUGGGCCGAGUUGAACGAUACGAGACGUUGAGUCAGUGGAGGACACGGAUGGAAAUGGUCGGGUUCAGCCCCGUGCACUUGGGUUGUAAUGCUUAUAAACAAGCUAGCAUGUUGCUGGCCCUCUUGGCCGGCUGUGAUGGGCAUAGAGUGGAGGAGAACAAAGGAUGUCUAAUGCUUGGGUGGCAUACAAAGCCUCUUAUCGCCACCUCGGCUUGGCGACUCGCCACAACUGAGACAGGGAAAUGACUCAGGAAUUGUUGAAAGGGGAAAUGGGGUGUGUGUAUUAACCGAGUUGCAGAGAGUGUACGAGUGAAUGGAAGAUGAGGGUAAAUUAAAAAAGAAGUCCAAGUGUGUAAUUCUACUGCUACUACUACUACUUUUUGCCGUUGUUGAAAAUAGGGUGUAAUUUUUCUCUCCAUCGUUCUGUAAUUUUCAAGGUUGGAUCUAAAUAUAUAUCCUUUGUUGUUUAUUA